AUGUCUGAACUCCAAACGUGGGCAUCACAUGAGUUCGGAGACAAUGUGCACAUAACGACCAUCCGACGCAUCAUCAAGGACGAAAGAACAACGAUCUCCUACAACAUAAAGGACGAGUCAGCUAAGACUCGAAAGAACUUUCAUCGGCCGCGGUUUCCUGACCUUGACAUGGAAGUUGCCCAGUGGGUCGCGAUGGCUAACGAACAGCAAGCAGGUGUCACUGGAAGGCUCAUACCACGUGCUGCUACCCGUAUUGUUUCCCGCUUAAACCUACAAGGUCAAGUCAAGUGCUCGAAUGGCUGGCUCAAUCAUAUGCAAAUCAGACACAACCUCAAAAUGCACCGCCUCCAUGGUGAAGCAGCGUCUGCAAGCCCUGCCGAAGUCGACUCCGGCCGUGUUGCGCUUCAAAACGUCACCCGCCUGUACCGCGCUCCAAACAUCUACAAUAUGGAUGAAACCGGCCUCUUCUACAAUGGUCAGCCACGCACCACAAUCGCCGACAAGCCUCGUCCUGGGCAGAAACAAGACAAGAACAGAACUUCGGUUGCGUUGGCCACGAACGUGGACGGAUCGGACAAGUUGGCGCCCAUUCUUACCAAUUGGAGGCUGUUAAAGCUGCCUCCAAACACCACUGCGUUUCUCCAGCCGAUGGAUGCCGACAUAAUAGCGUGUUUCAAGCGGCACUACUAG
Aphanomyces invadans is the source of this 690-nucleotide messenger RNA. RefSeq lists its product as hypothetical. Bases 1 to 690 code for a protein of 229 amino acids. The record is from RefSeq and is a predicted model, not a curated record. Gene Ontology annotation, molecular function: DNA binding. The transcript has 2 exons. NCBI's taxonomy places the organism in Eukaryota, Oomycota, Saprolegniomycetes, Saprolegniales, Verrucalvaceae. Gene Ontology annotation, cellular component: nucleus.